AUUUCCCCUGAUAUCUGUCACGAUAUGCAAGGAGGCUCCGAUGUAUGUCCAGCAGUAACUGAAUAUCCCAACACUCCUAAGAAACUAGCAUAUUGCUAUAAUACCAGAAAUACUUCUAAGAACUGUGUCAAUAUCAAUAAUUUAUGGAACAGAGGAGAUGAAUUUUUUCGAGAGUGGUGGAUUCUCAAAAUUGUAAACUCUCCUAGUUGGACAGGGAACUCGGUGAUAGUUGUCACUCGGGAUGAAGCCAAUUAUAAUGAAGAAAUAAAUGUCUUUACUGAAGGAGGAACAGAUACAGCCUACAUUUAUUCCAGAAAUUUUUCUUUUGCUGAUUAUUCGUUCCUCAUUAUGAUGGCUAUUAUGGAGGGAAACCCGCUUGAAAGACUACCAACGAUUAACUUGGAGACAAGGCUUGUACAGCUGAAUACUCCAGUUGUCCUCGUUUUCGUAAACUUAUUCUGCUCAAGAAGCUGCCCAAGUCCUCCGCCUGUUGAAAAGCAUACGAAAAGUUUGAAUAUUAGCUGAGGAUUUGAUACUACCAGGAAUAUUCCACGAAUCAGAAGAAUGUGGGCAAAUCUUUCCAGAAGUUUAGGUUUGUAUUCAAAACAGACAAGGAGAAAGAACUCGACGAGAUCCUGUUAUCAUAAAUGAAGUUGAAACGCAUCUGUCGAGAAAGAACUUGCAAGGAAACAAGCAACAUCGAUCUAGUUUAGGGUUCUUGAAAAUAUCAGGCAAGAAUCCGAUGCUGUGCCAAUAAGUAGUAAGCCAAUCCCUUAGAUAAUACGGAUAAGUAUUGACAUAUUUGUCGACCCCAAGGCCGUCCUUCAACUUUUAUACCACUCUAGAAUGACCUCUGGGUUGUGACACGAUGUAAGGUUUAUGUUGUCAAGAGUACCAGCUUUGUUAAUUCUAAAGAUUCUCUUCUUGUGGAGAUGUCUGACUCAAGAUCUGAAGCACGAAUUAGAGCCUUUCGAAGUAUAUGACAAUUCUAACUACUCUAAUCUCACUAUUCAAAUAUAUUUUAAGACAUGAGUAGGAUAAAAAAGAACUAAAAUGGAGAAUAGGACCAUAUGUGACAGUGAUAGUAAACAAUAAGUAAGACAGACAUAAACGAAAUGUCUCCUGG
This is a messenger RNA of Galdieria sulphuraria, 1126 nucleotides long. Its product is annotated as acid phosphatase. NCBI's taxonomy places the organism in Eukaryota, Rhodophyta, Bangiophyceae, Galdieriales, Galdieriaceae. The transcript has 3 exons. Bases 25 to 525 code for a protein of 166 amino acids. The record is from RefSeq and is a predicted model, not a curated record.